Fimicolochytrium jonesii is the source of this 1230-nucleotide messenger RNA. RefSeq lists its product as uncharacterized. Gene Ontology annotation, biological process: protein deubiquitination. The transcript is spliced from 9 exons. Bases 1 to 909 code for a protein of 302 amino acids. The record is from RefSeq and is a predicted model, not a curated record. Gene Ontology annotation, molecular function: cysteine-type deubiquitinase activity. NCBI's taxonomy places the organism in Eukaryota, Fungi, Chytridiomycota, Chytridiomycetes, Spizellomycetales, Powellomycetaceae.
AUGCGAAAAGAUUCAGAAAGUCCACGCCAGUCUUCCCUGGAGGCGGCAACGACAUUGCAGCCGGGACACUCGCAGAGAGCAGGAGACAAGGGAAACCAUGGAGGACCUCUUGGCGAGACACCGGAAGGACUCAAGGACUUGAAUGGGAAGAUUACUACCUUAAAGAAGUCAGUUGGAGGCAACAAGCAGAAGAAAAAGGAAGUUCAGGUGCAGGUGGCACUACUGGAAAAGGAGUUGGACGAUAGACAUACAAACGAGAAAAAGGAUCUCGAACAGAAGGCGGCACAGGCCACCGUCACGGCCGCUGGAGCUGACACUGCGGAAGAGGUUGACAGGCCUGGAGAAGACGCAGCAGAAGACUUGAGAGGGAGAGGACAGCUCAACCCCUGGUACACCACAAGAGCGGAAGCGCAAGCCGAACAAAGCGCAAUUACGAAAGCAGCAGAGUUCGACGCGAUUCGGCGGCAGGCGGCACAAGAGGCGAAGAAUUCCGUGAAUCAUAAGGAGAUUGAAGAAAAUGCUAUUGCAAACAUGUUGGGACCUAUGAAUUUGAGAAUAAAGCAGAUUCCGCCUGAUGGACAUUGCAUGUACAAUGCGAUCGUGGAUCAGCUGGCGGCAAAAGGUGCGGCGGACGGAAAGACAUAUAAGGACCUGAGAAGGAUAGCAGCGGACUUCCUACGAGCUUACUGUGAUGAGGUGGAGAACACGGCAGCGUGGGGUGGGCAGACUGAGCUGCAAGCAAUCUCAUGCGCGUUGGAAAUGCCGAUACAUGUGGUCCAAAUGGGAACGCCCGUGUUGAAGAUUGGAGAGGACUUGGAUGCUGAGCCAUUAUUUGUUUCAUAUCAUCGACAUGCAUACGGCCUGGGAGAGCAUUACAAUUCCCUUUUGCCGACAGACACUCGAGGAUGACCACGCUUUGUGAACAUGGCUAAGGAUGACUACGUUUCGACUAGAUUCCAGGCGUCAGUGUUCCGUGCUGGUAACUUAUAUUCGAUAGAGAUAGAGAGAUUCGAUAACCGCCCUGACUGUACUGCACACAAGGCACACACUUCAAUGACUUGUUCGUAGUGAGCCGAGGGUGGGGCGUUACUUGAGGGAAGGGGAUGAUGAUGGCGCGCGCUGGAAGUCCCUACCCGUGCCAAAGGUCUCGUAUCAUUCUCGACCCGGUACUUCCCGCGCUGCGUGGUGCCCACUGCCGGACAGUCCAACGCACACGACACUCCAACGCAC